Condylostylus longicornis is the source of this 2571-nucleotide messenger RNA. It is a transcript of the gene spoon, whose product is annotated as A-kinase anchor protein 1, mitochondrial. Gene Ontology annotation, molecular function: RNA binding. NCBI's taxonomy places the organism in Eukaryota, Metazoa, Arthropoda, Insecta, Diptera, Dolichopodidae. The transcript has 4 exons. Bases 141 to 1757 code for a protein of 538 amino acids. The record is from RefSeq and is a predicted model, not a curated record.
UUUUCAGCCAGCUGUGUAAAAGUUGUGAAGUCUUCACUAAAAGCAAAACACGUGUUGAGUUUUAAAAAAUAAUUUUUAAAAUUAUAUAUUAAUUGUUUAAAAUUCAUUUGAAGUUAAAAAUAAUUAUAAAAAUUGAGAAAAUGGUAUCCAGAAAAAUUAUUAUGUAUAUUUCAGUACCAGGGUUGGCAUUAAUUUAUGGAAUAUACUUGUAUCGUCGGCGUAAAUCAGACGACAACCUAAAAAAAUUAUCAAAUGGUAAAAUAUCUAAACAUAAUCAAAAUCAGCAGCAGCUAAAGAAUUCAUCAUCCAAAUUUAAUAUUGAUAAUGAUGAUGAUGAAGAAAAAUUAAAUGGUGUAGAUGGUGGCAAAUCAGUUAAUAUUGCUAAAAAAAUGAAUAGUCCAACUGAAAAUAGUGAAUUAUGUAGAUCAGCUCCAAUAUCAAUAUAUUCAAAUAAUAAUUUAUUAAAUGGUAUUAAACCAUUAGAUCAUAUUAAUGAUGAAGAUGAAGAUAAUGAUAAUUUUAUUAUAUCUGCAUCAUCGUGCAGUUUUACACCAUCAACUGUACGUCUACCAGGUACACCUAGAAAACUAACAGCAACAAGAAGAUGCAAUAUUAAUGAUAGCAAAACUGAAGUUGUUAAAGCUUCACCAAUAUUUAAAAUGUCUAAUUUUGAUGAGUCUAGUUUAAUAGUUGAUGAAUAUAAUAAUAAUAAUUGUAAUGAUUAUGAUGAUUGUUCAACAAAUUCAUCAAGUACUAUAAAUAAUAACAAUAGCAAUAAUAAUAGAAAAUGUCUAUUAAGCAAUUCAACAUCAUCACCGGAUUAUAAUUAUCAAUCAUCAUUAGAAAGUCCAUCAAUUUCUUCAUCAGAUAAAAAUAUUAAAUAUGAAUUUCUAUUACCAAAUAAAUUUAUUGGUAAAUUCUAUGGUAAAAAUAAAAAAAAUUUGAAUAGAAUUAAAUCACAAACUGGGACAUCAAUUAUCAUUAAAAAGCAUACAUUUUGUGAUGAUUAUAAAGUAUGCGUUAUAACUGGUUCCCAAAGUGAAGUUUAUUCAGCAUUAACAUUAAUACGUAAAAUAUUGCCAAAGAAGCAAUUCCCGAAUUUAACAUUAAAACGGAUUAGUGCAUUAACAACAGAUCAAAUUGUACAAUUACCACCAGAAAAUUAUUUACAGUUAAAUUUAGUUGAGGGUAUUAAUAAUGAUGUUACUGUAGUCACAGUUACUGCCGAAAGUGAUUUACUUACAUUAUUUGUACAGCAACCUUUACAUCCAUCUCAUCCAUUUUUAUCAGUUUUGCAAUCGUAUUUAUGCUGUAUAUAUAAUGAAAUAAAUGCACCAUAUUUACCUCAACUUAAAGAAAAUGCUAUUUGCGUUGGCCGAAUUAACAACAAUUGGUAUAGAUUGCAAAUAGUGCAAGUUUUUCGUGGUUUUUGUUUCGCAAAAUUUGUUGAUCAUGGUGGUUUUACCCAAAUUUAUAAUGAAGAUUUAAGACAAAUUAGGCAAGAUUUGCUUUCAAUACCAUUCCAAGCAAUUGACUGUUGUUUAUCCAACUUACGUCCAAUUGGCGAUGCAUGGGGUGUUGAUGUACCAGCAAUGAUUUUAACUUUGACUAAUAAUAUGAUAUUGCAAGCUCAAGUUGUUGGAUAUACUGAAGAUAAUAUACCAGAAAUUUAUCUUUUUGCUGUACUUGGAGGAAAGAGAAUAUUAUUCAUCAAUAAGGAAUUGGUUGCAAGAGAAGUUGCCGUAUGGAUUGAUUAAAUUGAAUUUAUACUGCUGAUGUAAUAAUAAAGGAUAUAAGAUAUAGAACUCUAAUAUUUAUGUAUACAAAAAUGAAAACUCAAUUGUUUCAAGAUAAUAUCGCUUAACUUAAUUUACGUUAUCAUUAUGUUUUAACUCUUUUUUUACCUUUUUUUUUUGCUUUGCAUUAAAAGUAUUUUUAUUUUUUUCGUAUUUUUAAAUAUUAUUCUUUUAAUGAAUAUUUUUAGAACUGAAUAAUUAUAAUAAAUUUUUACUGAAUAUUAAGUCAAUUUUUUUUCCUUUCACAAACAAUUUUAGAAACACGUUUACAUAUAUUAAUCUUUUAUGUAAUGAAUAAACUUUAAAAUAAUAUGAUUUAAAGCGGAAUAAAAUUGUUAGAAGCAUUGAACCAGAAACAUAAUGGUUUUCGGUUGGCACAAACUAAAUUAAAGAAUUUCAAAUACUGAUAAAACCGUAUUUAUUAAAAAAUUUACAAAAUAUUUCUUUUUUAACUGAAAAUAAAUGAAAAUCAACCCUCUUUUUUUUAUUAUUUUUACAUAAUUUCAUAUUUUUUAUAUUUCAUGUACUCAAAAUUAUGUAGCAUCAUAUAAUUUUAUUAUCCAUAUGCAUUUAAAUUCAUAUUUUAGCUUAAAAUUUUUAUUCUUUGAUUUUUAAUUAAAAAAAAAACGAGAUUUUUCAAUUAAUUUUUUAUCUUAAUAAAAAUAUUGUAGUUGUAUGUAGAAAUUUAUAGUGAUUUAGUGAUAAUAAUAUAGAUUAAAUACAUAUAAUACACACGCAAUUAAAUGAAUUCAAAAAAAUUAUUAAAUUAAAAAAA